This is a messenger RNA of Egretta garzetta (little egret), 2728 nucleotides long. It is a transcript of the gene MTAP, whose product is annotated as methylthioadenosine phosphorylase. The transcript is spliced from 8 exons. NCBI's taxonomy places the organism in Eukaryota, Metazoa, Chordata, Aves, Pelecaniformes, Ardeidae. Gene Ontology annotation, cellular component: cytosol. Bases 1 to 876 code for a protein of 291 amino acids. Gene Ontology annotation, molecular function: S-methyl-5-thioadenosine phosphorylase activity. The record is from RefSeq and is a predicted model, not a curated record. Gene Ontology annotation, biological process: nucleoside metabolic process.
AUGAAUGUGGAAGUUAAGAAAAAGAUGGGAAGACUAAUAUGUACUUUCCUGUGUAAGAUCGGAAUUAUUGGUGGAACUGGCCUGGAUGAUCCGGAUAUCUUAGAAGGAAGAACAGAAAAAUAUGUUGAUACUCCUUAUGGCAAGCCAUCAGAUGCUUUGAUAUUGGGAAAGAUAAAAAAUGUGGACUGUGUGCUGUUGGCAAGACAUGGAAGGCAUCAUACAAUUACGCCAUCAAACGUAAAUUACCGUGCCAAUAUCUGGGCCUUAAAAGAAGAAAAUUGUUCGCAUGUAUUAGUGACUACUGCCUGUGGUUCAUUACGAGAGGAAAUACAACCUGGUGAUCUUGUCAUAAUUGACCAGUUCAUUGACUGGACAAGUAAAAGACAUUGUACUUUAUACGACGGGCAGCAUUCCGCUCUUCCAGGCGUAUGUCAUAUUCCAAUGGCAGAGCCAUUCUGCACGAAAACCAGAGAGGUUCUUAUUGAGACUGCCAAGAAGCUUGGGCUCCAGUGUCAUUGUAAGGGGACAAUGAUCACAAUCGAAGGCCCACGUUUUAGUUCUCGAGCAGAAAGCUUGAUGUUUCGCAGCUGGGGAGCUGAUGUUAUCAACAUGACCACAGUGCCUGAAGUGAUUCUUGCGAGAGAAGCUGGAAUGAGUUAUGCUAGUAUUGCCAUGGCAACAGAUUACGACUGCUGGAAGGAACACGAAGAAGCAGUUUCAGUGGAUAAAGUUUUAAAGACGCUGAAAGGGAAUACAAAUAAGGCUACUAGCAUACUCCUUACUGCUAUACCUCAGAUAGGUUCCAUGGACUGGACUGACACCCUGCACACCCUGAAAACAGCAGUGCAGUGUUCGGUCAUCCUGCCAAAGCAGUAACAACCUGGAUGGACCUUGAGUGCUCACAAGGAAGAGUGUAUCACUUUCAAACUUCCAGAGGUUAUAAUAUCUUCAAAAAUGGUUACAGGCGUAAAAGAAUGGAGUAAAUGUUGACCAAUGAUAAUGUGUAAGACUGUUUUUAGAAGCUUUAUCAUGCUUGAUAAUGUUUAAGAUGGCUAAAGUUAGAUUUUUACUAUGUUUUAAACUUGCAAUAGCUUUACUGUCAAGCUGGAUCAGACAAUGGCUGCAGGAAAAAAGUCUCUAUUCAGUGGUACCUUUUAGUUGAUGGAAGAAAGGAAAGGCUAGAUAAUCCUUUGUUGCUGUUUCAUAAAAUAAGACCUAAGAAAUUUGCUUUGCUAUUUCUGCCGCCCAUCUUUUCCUUCAACAAGGUAAAUGGUUACAAUUCACUUCAGAAAGGUACAAGAAAAACUUUCAAAAUAAGAUUAUGCUAUUUUUUAUACGUUAUCCAUAUUUUUUAUUUCAAUUAUUUUUUUUUAAAAAAGCAGGAGGUUUUUUUGUUUAUGUGCUAGAAAGCAUGGUUUAAUAAUUGUGGCGGUUCUUUCACAGCACAAUUGUGUAAUGAAUGAAUGUUUUCAUUAAAAAACAUAGGUAAUGCCUAAGCCAAAUUUGUGCCUGAAGAUGUACUUUUGUGACUUACAGAACUAUACAGAAAAGUACUUUGCUCCUGAACACUCUGAUGGCCUUUUGCUGCUUCAUUGAUCUGAACAACUCUGGUUUUAGUUUCUGUUUUACGUGAUGAAUGUGCUUGAGUGCUUUGAAUGUAUGCAUUUCAUUUUUUAGUACAAUUUGACUUCAGUGUCUUAGAACUUAAGGUUCUAAGUCCCUGAAACAACAGGGACUGCUGAGUGAGAAGUGGAUCAGAAUGCAAUCCAAGCCAAGCAAAGGAAAGAUCAGAAACAUGACAGGUACAGAUUCUCUCAGUAAUGUAAAAAAAAAAAAACCAAAAAAACCCAAACAAACAAACAAAAAAACCCAAAACAGAAAUUAGUCCAAAGGAAAAUAAAAAAGCAGGUACAUAAGCUUUUUAGCUUGCUUGUCUUGUUCUGUUAGACACCCAGUCUCCUUCUAUGAAAGACUUCAGAUUUGGACAUAUUCUCCGUACCAAAACAGUACAGGUGCUUUUCAGAUACUGGGGAAAGUAGCUUAACCAACUUUCCAUAUUUUCUGGUAUUUUUUUUAAAGAACUUAGAUUGCAGGAGACAGAGCUUGAAGCUUGAGAGGAAGAAGGCUACAGAUUUAAUGUGCCUUUUACUACCAAAUCAGAUGGCUGGCCUUAAAAAUGGUUUUCAUUGUUGUUAUCUUUGCCCCCUAGACAGUUCUAGUGAAAUGCAUUGGAGCCAUAAAAUUCAUACUUGGAUGUUCUAAAAGAAAGUUGUUUCUGGGUUUCCAUUUUCAGUACCCCUUGGGUGUUUUUUUUACAUACCAUAGUAACAUAUAAACUUAAUUGUUCUGUUAAUUUUCUUGUUUUAUAUACUGAGUACUUACACUGCCACAGGACAGUAUGGCUCAGAGCAGGUCCAUAGUUAGUGGGUUUUGUUAGACAUUUCUGAUACAAAUUCUUCAUCGUCAUGUGCAAGGCUAGAUGAUGAUGCUAGGUAAGGAUAGGAGUUCACUGGCUGGCCAUGUCCAAAGAGUUACAGUCGAUAGUUCAAUGUCCAAGUGGAAACCAGUAACAAGUGGUAUUCCUCAACGGUCUGUACUGGGACCAGUACUGUGCAAUAGCUUCAUCAAUGAUGUAAGAUAGUGAGAUUGAGCUUGUGGAUGACACCAAGCUGAGUGGUGCAGUUGACACACCUGAGGGAAGGAAUGCCAUCCAGAGGGACCUGGACAG